CAGAAACAAGAACUACUGCGCAAGGAAUGAAGGAAUGACGAUGGAGAAUGGAGGAAAAUUUAUCAUGAAACAAAUGAGAAGGAGAUCAAGCAUGGAAAUUCCUGGUAUCUUUUUUGAUCCAGAUAAGACUGAUGUGAUUCCUGAGAUGAAUGGCCAGAUCAGGCUGGUUCUGCUUGGAAAAACUGGAGCUGGAAAAAGUGCCACUGGAAACACUAUCGUAGGUAGAAACGUGUUUGAAUCUUCAGCCAGCUCAACCUCUCAGACCAAACAGUGUCACUCAGAAACUAGAGUAAGGUUUGGUACAGAAAUAUCAGUGAUCGACACUCCGGGACUUUAUGAUACCAAACUCAGCGAAGAUGAGAUUAAAAGUGAAAUAGGAAAAUGCAUGACAUUCACUUGUCCAGGACCACAUGCUUUUCUCAUAGUGAUUAAAGUGGGUCGAUUUACUGAGGAGGAGAAAAAUACAAUAAAGAAACUUAAAGAAGUGUUUGGAGAAUGUAUGGAAAAAUAUUCCAUGAUCAUCUUAACUCAUAAAAAACAGUUAAAGAAAAAGCAAACCAUUGAGCAAUAUCUUGAAAAAGGUGAUCCAGCUCUUAAAGAACUUGUAGAGAGCUGCGGAAACCGAAUCUUCUGUCUGGACAACGAGUCUGCCAGUUUCCCACAGUACAAAGAUCUGAUCGGUCAAGUUAAGACAAUGGUGGCGGAAAACGGACACUUUUCAAAUGAGAUGUUUGAGGAAGCAGAGAAAUGCAUUCAGGAGAUUCAGAAGCAGAAACUCGAAAAGAAAGUAAAGCGGUUCACGCAGGAGAGCGGACGAACAGAAUGGCAGAAAAUAUACUGGCGUUUAGCAGAGGAGUCGCGGCUCGAGGCUAAGAAAUGUUUUUCGGACUCAUUCAUGGCAGACCUUCUUAUGCAUCCUCAUGUAACAGGAUCAGAUGUACGCAAAGCACUGGAGGUGGUGACCCUCGAGGAGAAAGAGAACACCAUAAAGGAAGCUGAGGGCAAGGGAAUCAGACACGCAGUGGCUGUUCAACUCGCAAUCAAUGCCACGCGAAAACUAGCAAAACAGAAAAUGUGUACGGUUCAGUGAAAAACUCAAUGAGACAGAAGACAAUUUUGGCCUAAAUGAUCUUUGUGCCCACUUCU
Messenger RNA from Puntigrus tetrazona (Sumatra barb), 1146 nucleotides. Its product is annotated as GTPase IMAP family member 9-like. The transcript has 2 exons. The record is from RefSeq and is a predicted model, not a curated record. Lineage: Eukaryota; Metazoa; Chordata; Actinopteri; Cypriniformes; Cyprinidae. Bases 35 to 1090 code for a protein of 351 amino acids. Gene Ontology annotation, molecular function: GTP binding.